Striga hermonthica is the source of this 897-nucleotide messenger RNA. The record is from the annotation of a GenBank genome assembly. NCBI's taxonomy places the organism in Eukaryota, Viridiplantae, Streptophyta, Magnoliopsida, Lamiales, Orobanchaceae.
UAUGAAUACUCGCAAUCGUAACCGUCAGGCAUCCCCAUCUCUUUCUCCUCCUCGUCAGCACCAGGCCGCUCCGGCCAUGGACCUUACUCAGCUUAUCAUUCAGUUCCAAAGGAUGAAUGCACCAACCUUUGCGGGGACUGAGAACCCCACAGCGGUGCUAGAGUGGAUCAAAGAACUUGAAAAGAUCUUUACUGUACUUCCCCUCCCUGAUCGUCAGCGGGUAUCCCUUGCAGCUUACCAGAUGAAGGAGGACGCUUCCGACUGGUGGAUUGACCACUGGGCUCGGAGGCCAGAGGCGGAGCUCCAUGCACUCUCUUGGGAGCAAAUGAAGAUAAUGGUGCGCAGCAAGUUCCUUUCCCAGAGCUUUUGGGACAGAAUGGAGCAUGAGUUUUACCACUUGCAGCAGGGCAGCUCCACGGUGGAUGAGUAUAUCCGCACCUUCACUCGCAUGUGCCUUUUUGGGGGCGACGCAGUGAACACCGAUGCCAAGAAGGCCCGCAUGUUUCUCAAGGGGCUCAACCAGAGGAUCCGUGAACUGGUGGGGAGUCAUGGACUGAUGUCCUAUGCUGACACCGUGAGUCGAGCUCAGGAGGUCGAGAGUUGUCUCAUUCCAUUGGCUCCAGUUCCUUCUUUCUAUCAUGCCUCCCAGCCAUCCCAGGCCAUUGUCCAGCAUGCUCAGCCCCUCCCGUCUGUGCAGCCCGGCUCUAGUUCGGGCAAGAGAAAAUCUGAUUAUCAGAACAAGAAGAAGGGCAAGAAGGGAAAUUUUGGCAGACGCGACGACCGACCCACCCAGGGUCAACUGCCGAGGUGCCCUAAGUCAGACCAGCGAGCUUGUUACAAUUGCAACCGUCCGGGCCAUUAUGCAAGUGUCUGUCCUGAGCCCAAGAGGCAGCAGCA